Messenger RNA from Blepharisma stoltei, 447 nucleotides. The record is from the annotation of a GenBank genome assembly. NCBI's taxonomy places the organism in Eukaryota, Ciliophora, Heterotrichea, Heterotrichida, Blepharismidae.
AUGGAGCAGCCAAUAUUGAAGCAGAAGAGAUCAGAAAUAAUAAAAACCAGAAAAAUUAAAAAGCCAAAAGGUACAAAAAAGAAAGAUUUUUCAAAUAGUAAGUAUAAAAGAGCAUAUGAAAACUAUACUCCAUGGAAUAAGCUGCGAGUUAACUAUCACAAUAAUGAUUGAAAUAGCAGCAUGGACUGAGGGUACCGUAAGAGUCAAUAUAUUAGGACAGGAGGCUAUAAUGCAAAGAAAACCACAAAAUUGCUUGGCGAAAUAAAAGAAAAAAAUAAAACUCUUGAAAAAUUUUAUGAGAUUCUUGAUAAAAGGCAUUCCAAUAUAACAUCAAUAGUUCCUAACAAAAAAUUUGAUUUUUCUAAAUAUUUGAAACAAUAUUUGAAUUCUUCAGCUAUGAAAAACGUUAACCAUGCAAUUCAUUUAUGCACUUUAACAGAUUUUUAA